This is a messenger RNA of Helobdella robusta, 1280 nucleotides long. RefSeq lists its product as hypothetical. The record is from RefSeq and is a predicted model, not a curated record. Lineage: Eukaryota; Metazoa; Annelida; Clitellata; Rhynchobdellida; Glossiphoniidae. The coding region runs from base 126 to 800 and encodes 224 amino acids. The transcript has 10 exons. Gene Ontology annotation, molecular function: cysteine-type deubiquitinase activity. Gene Ontology annotation, biological process: protein deubiquitination; ubiquitin-dependent protein catabolic process. Gene Ontology annotation, cellular component: cytoplasm.
AUUUUCUUUCGUAGCUACGACGGUUAGGUUUUUGUUCUGGUCUCAUAUACUUUUCUCGUUAAUUAGUGAAUUAGUGCAAAUAAUUUUUCUUCAAUUUAAGCAUUUAAUUACGAAGAGUUCAGAGAAUGGCUACAAGUACUCGCUGGCUUCCUCUGGAAUCAAAUCCAGACGUCAUGAACAAGUACAUAGCUCAGUUAGGCAUUAAUAACCAAGAUUGGCAGUUUUGUGAUGUGUACAGUUUUGAUGACGAGGUUCUUCAGUUCAUUCCUAGACCUGUUGUUGCUACUCUGUUAUUAUAUCGCAUUUCUGAUAAGAGCGAUGGUGAUCAGAUGGGAAACGAGUGUGGUGAUGCCGGUGUGUACUUCAUCAAGCAGACCAUUGGAAAUGCAUGUGGCACCAUUGGGUUGAUACAUGCACUUUGCAACAAUGUAGACAAGCUGCAUUUCGAUGCUGACAAGCACUUGAACAAAUUCUUCAACGACACCAAAGGACUAACCCCAGAAGAGAGAGGAGAGAAAUUAGAGAAUGAUCCUGCUUUUGGAGAGGCCCAUGAGGAAGUGGCCUGUGAAGGUCAAUCAAAGGUUCCUUCUAGGGAUGAGAAAAUUGACCUGCACUUCGUGGCAUUCAUCCACCACAAUGGAAAGAUUUUAGAGCUGGACGGUCGUAAGGGUGCACCUAUCGAUCACGGGCCCUCCUCCGAAGAGACUUUACUCGAGGACUCCAUUAAAGUGGUGAAGAAAUUCAUGGAGAGGAAUCCAUCUGACAUCAACUUCACUGUCGUUGCACUGGCCAAGGCAUGAUGAGGACGACGAUGACGACGACGACGAUGAUGAUGCUGGUGAUGAUUGUGAGGAUUGAUGAUAAGGAUGAUGAUGAUGAUCAAAUGGUGAUCUUGGUGAUGAUUCUAAUCAAAAUGAUAGCGAUGAGUUAUUUUUUGAAGCGAUUAAUUUCAUUCUAUUAAACACUAACAUCUGUAUCGUUUUUGCUCGUCUGUUUGUAAACCAAUGAAAAAGCUUCUUAGAUUUAUCCAUUAAUAAUAAUAACAAUAAUAAUAAUUAUAGAUAUUGUAUUGCUAUUAUUGUUAUUGUUUUUUUAUUAUUUCUGUUCCUGCAGUUGUUGCUAUAAUUAUUAUCGUUACGAAUAAUGCCGUUUAGUUAUUUACCUACAUACGAUUGUUAUUUUACUUUGAAAAUGUUGUAAACUUGUUGCUUACUUGCUGCUAAUGUUGUUGCUUCGUACGUUGUUUGUUUGCGUAUGUUAAUAAAAAUUUUCCCUCUUGA